Messenger RNA from Helicoverpa zea (corn earworm), 845 nucleotides. RefSeq names its product U11/U12 small nuclear ribonucleoprotein 35 kDa protein-like. Gene Ontology annotation, cellular component: precatalytic spliceosome; U12-type spliceosomal complex. Gene Ontology annotation, molecular function: mRNA binding; snRNA binding. The record is from RefSeq and is a predicted model, not a curated record. Bases 294 to 845 code for a protein of 183 amino acids. NCBI's taxonomy places the organism in Eukaryota, Metazoa, Arthropoda, Insecta, Lepidoptera, Noctuidae. The transcript has 3 exons. Gene Ontology annotation, biological process: mRNA splicing, via spliceosome.
CGUAAAAUGUUCACUGCCGCCGUUCAGCAGUACUUUAGUUUUUGUAACAUUUUACCUAUUGGCACAUCUGCACUGAAUCCUUUUUUUGGUCUAUGAUUUCAAGGUGGCGAGUCGUGCAAAUAAAUUAUUUAUUCUUAAUAAUUAAUUAUAUUGAAAUGUUGAACUAUCAUUUAAUAUUAUAUAAAUUAGAUUACUGCUGAAUGGUUAGUAAGGUCCAUAUUUACAUUGUAUUCGAGUUGUCAAAUUCGUUGCGAGUUGAGUUGUUUCUAGAUUAACAGCUACCAACAGUCAGCAUGGCAAGAGAUGAAAUCCAUUUUAAGAAAUAUGCAACUGACUACGAUCCCAUCAUAAUCGGAUCUAUUGAUGGCACAGACACAGAGCCCCACGAUCGGGCGAUACUGCGUGCACUGCAUUCCGAAUAUAUCCCCAACAAGCUGGUGAAGGGAGACCCUGUCAAUACCCUAUUUAUAGGAAGGCUGAACCCUAGAACUACUGAAGAAACACUUAAAUCUGAAUUUGAUAAAUUUGGAAGGAUAAUUAAUUGCCGUGUUGUGAGAGACAUAGUCACGGGAAAGUCAAAGCAAUAUGCGUUCAUAGAGUUUGAAAACUUGGGAAGUGUGGACCGGGCCCUCAAGGAGAUGCAGAAGGAGUUCAUCGACGGUGCAGAGGUGAUUGUGGAGCGUGAAGCAGAGCGCUGCCUGAGGGGCUGGCGGCCCCGGCGGCUUGGCGGGGGUUUCGGUGGCCGAAAGGAAUCCGGACAACUUCGAUUUGGUUGUCAAGAUCGACCAUUCCGAAAACCCAUAAUGGUUUGGCAAAAACGCGAGAAGGGGCCAUCCAGAUUAUGA